This is a messenger RNA of Thelazia callipaeda (thelaziosis nematode), 444 nucleotides long. The record is from the annotation of a GenBank genome assembly. Lineage: Eukaryota; Metazoa; Nematoda; Chromadorea; Rhabditida; Thelaziidae.
AUGCUGAUCCAUUACAUGCUAUUGUUUGCUCUGUUCGCUCAAUCAUUUGGACUAUUCGAUUUUCUUUUCUCAUGGGUUGGUAAAAAGCAGUGUGUGGGGGCAAAGGGAAGAAUCAUGUGUAAUGGAAGGUCAUCUUACCGAGUAAUAGUUAAUCUUGUGGAUGGAGAUAGCAUGGAUUUCGACGAUGUAAUGGAUAAAACUCGGACCGACAGAGAUGGUUAUUACCAACUAUAUGGCUGUGUUAAUGAGGUAACAACAAUUACACCAAAAGUCAACAUCAUCCAUGGUUGUAACGCUGAGUCGAACUGGUGUCCAAUCAAUCUGCAAAAAUGGAUACCUCUUAGCUACAUCAAUUCUAAGAUCAAAAGCAAAACUUUUCAUGAUUUUGGUGUUUCUGAACUCUCCCACAGAUCUCUGGAUGAAGUUCCAGCUUGUUUUAGUUAA